CCCGGCCUCCAUGGCUGUGUUUAAAGUCCACCUCUGGGGAACACAGACUGACUGUUCCGAUAAGGCCAGGCACGGGGCUGUGUGUGUUUCCCCAGGCUUCCUGGGACCCUGGCUGGGGUCGGGGGGGGACGAGAGUAGCGUCCUACUUGUGUGCAGGAUGAAGCUGCCCUGCGGCUUCUUCCUCCUGUGGUUUGGCCUGGUGGGCAGCCUAGCUGAGAGCGACCCCAGCCUCAAGGGAGAGGAGUCUUUUUCGGACUGGGGCCUGCGGCACCUGCGGGGCAGCUUCGAGUCGGUCAACAGCUAUGUUGAUUCCUUCAUGGAGCUGCUGGGAGGGAAGAAUGGAGUCUGUCAGUACCGGUGCCGAUAUGGUUCCACAUUAGAGAUCAUAGAGUCUGAGUUUUUCUGAUUUAUUCCACCCAGCGAAAUGAUUUCCAGUUCCAGAAAGACGGGAUUCCCUCUUGAAGGAAAGGCGCCGAUGCCCAGACCAGGCUACAAACCCCAGGAGCCCAAUGGCUGCGGUUCCUAUUUCCUGGGUAUCAAGGUACCAGGAAGUAUGGACUUGGGCAUUCCAGCCAUGACCAAGUGCUGCAACCAGCUGGAUGUCUGCUAUGACACCUGCGGUGCCAACAAGUACCGCUGUGAUGCAAAAUUCCGAUGGUGUCUCCACUCCAUCUGCUCUGACCUCAAGCGGAGCCUCGGCUUUGUCUCCAACGUGGAAGCAGCCUGUGAUUCUCUGGCUGACACCGUGUUCAACACCGUGUGGACCCUGGGCUGCCGACCCUUUAUGAACAGUCAGCGGGCAGCCUGUAUCUGUGCGGAGGAGGAGAAAGAAGAGCUAUGAAGACUAGAUUCUUCCAGGCUCUGAGUGACUCCUCAGCUCCGUUUCAGGGACAGUGGUGUGACGGAAGCCCCGCUCUUUCUACCUUUGGAGACUGCGAAUUGGAGAAUUGGAGAAGGGAGACUUGCGGCACGCCUUGUCCUUUGAGGAAGGUUAAGGAAAAGAGAUGCAGAGGCUGAAGACUGUCCACUCCAACACUGGUCUCCCAGACAAGACACGCGUGCUUGGAAAUUCAGUUCUUAGAACAGCAAGCAGAUCCUGAUAUUCACAAACGAAAUCUGGGUGAGCCCAAACAUUUGGGAGACAAGGACUCUGGCCCCUGUUCGGUUGCCAGUCAGCACCUCACAUUUAAUAAAGUGUACUUUUUAGAAAACUUGAA
Molecule: messenger RNA, 1217 nt
Organism: Arvicola amphibius (Eurasian water vole)
Lineage: Eukaryota; Metazoa; Chordata; Mammalia; Rodentia; Cricetidae
Gene: Pla2g12b
Product: phospholipase A2 group XIIB
Exons: 5
Coding region: 425-841 (138 amino acids)
Biological process (GO): arachidonate secretion; phospholipid metabolic process; cholesterol homeostasis
Cellular component (GO): extracellular region
Molecular function (GO): calcium ion binding; A2-type glycerophospholipase activity
Source: RefSeq, a predicted model, not a curated record